CCGCCCUCGCGAGCGCCUGCGCGAAGUCGCGGGUCGGUUCGCCCGCGGAGUCCAGAAGGCUUGGAGCUGCGCGGUGCGCGGCGGGGCCUGCGCCAUGCCUGGCAUGGUGCUCUUCGGCCGGCGCUGGGCCAUCGCCAGUGACGAUUUGGUUUUCCCCGGAUUCUUCGAGCUGUUCCUGAGAGUGCUGUGGUGGAUUGGCAUUCUGACUUUGUAUGUCAUGCACAGAGGGAAGCUAGACUGUGCUGGUGGAGUCCUGCUCAGCAGUUACUUGAUUGUCCUCCUGGUCCUCCUGGCGGUUGUUAUAUGUACUGUGUCAGCCAUCGUGUGUGUCAGCAUGAAAGGGACCAUUUGUAACCCUGGACCCCGGAAGUCGAUGUCUAAGCUGCUGUACAUCCGCUUAGCGCUCUUUGUGCCAGAGAUGAUCUGGGCUUCUCUGGGGGCUGCCUGGGUAGCGGACGGUGUCCAGUGUGACAGGACCGUUGUGAAUGGCAUCGUGGCAACUGUCGUUGUCAGUUGGAUCAUCAUCGCCGCCACAGUGGUCACCAUUAUCAUUGUCUUUGACCCACUGGGGGGGAAAAUGGCCCCAUAUUCCUCGUCUGGUCCCAGCCACCUGGAUAGUAAUGAUUCAAGCCAGUUACUUAAUGGCCUCAAGACAGCAGCUACAAGCGUGUGGGAAACCAGAAUCAAGGUCUUGUGCUGUUGCAUUGGGAAAGACGACCAUACUCGAGUUGCUUUUUCGAGUACGGCAGAGCUUUUCUCAACCUACUUUUCAGACACAGAUCUUGUGCCCAGCGACAUUGCAGCAGGUCUUGCCCUUCUUCACCAGCAACAAGACAAUGUCACCAACAGCCAGGAGCCUGCGGAGGUGAUCAGCCACUCCCCUGGGCACUCCCAGGAAGCUGAUUUGGAUGCAGAAUUAGAAAAUUGUCAUCAUUAUAUGCAAUUUGCAGCAGCUGCCUAUGGGUGGCCUCUCUACAUUUAUAGAAACCCAUUUACAGGACUGUGCAAAAUUGGUGGUGACUGUUGCAGAAGCAGAACAACAGAAUAUGACUUGGUUGGAGGUGAUCAGCUCAACUGCCAUUUUGGCUCCAUCCUGCAGACGACAGGGCUACAGUACAGGGACUUCAUUCACAUAAGCUUUCACGACAAGGUAUACGAGCUGCCCUUCUUAGUGGCUCUGGACCACAGGAAGGAGUCCAUCGUGGUCGCUGUGAGAGGGACCAUGUCUCUCCAGGACAUCCUCACCGAUCUGUCUGCGGAGAGUGAGAGCCUCCACCUGGAGGCUGAGGUGCAGGACUGUGUGGCACACAAGGGGAUUUCUCAGGCCGCCAGAUACAUUUACCGACGACUCAUCAACGAUGGGAUUUUGAGCCAAGCGUUCAGCGUCGCUCCUGAAUACCGGCUGGUUGUCGUGGGGCACAGCCUGGGUGCCGGGGCUGCUGCCCUGUUGGCCAUCAUGCUCCGGAGCGCCUACCCGCAAGUCCGGGCGUAUGCCUUUUCCCCGCCCCGGGGGCUGUUAAGCAAAUCUCUUUACGAGUACUCCAAGGAUUUCAUUGUGUCACUUGUCCUGGGAAAGGAUGUGAUUCCCAGGUUAAGUGUGACCAACUUGGAAGAUCUGAAGAAAAGGAUCUUGCGAGUGAUUGCUCACUGUAAUAAGCCUAAGUACAAGAUCUUGCUACAAGGCUGCUGGUACGAACUGUUUGGAGGGAACCCUGAUAACUUUCCAACCGAACUGGAUGGGGGUGACCAGGGAGACCUGACACAGCCUCUUCUGGGGGAGCAGAGUCUGCUGACACACUGGUCCCCAGCAUACAGCUUCUCCAGCGACUCCCCACUGGACUCCCCACCCAAGUACCCGCCUCUAUACCCACCUGGCAGGAUCAUCCACCUGGAGGAAGAGGGCACCUCAGGGAGGUUUGGCUGCUGGGCUGCUGCUCGGUAUAGGGCAAGAUGGUCACAUGAAGCAGAAUUCAGCAAAAUACUCAUAGGCCCAAAGAUGCUGACAGACCACAUGCCAGACAUCCUGAUGAGAGCCUUGGACAGCAUGGUGGCCGACAGAGCAGCCUGUCUCUCCUGUCCAGGACGAGGGGUCUCUAAUACGGAUGUGCUCUAAUCAGGUGUACUGGAAUGGCCCCAGAAUAGUGGACUCAUGUUAGUUCUUAAACUGACUUAAUGCGCAAAUAACUUCCAUGCCAGCACACUGGAUGCACGCUGAUGGGAAUCCGAUGGGUACUCAAUUCAUUGAGCUUCAAAAUGACUGAACAGUCUGUUGGUACUUUUGAUCCUAAUAGCAGGAUCAGGAGUCAGGGAAGAGUGACAAGACUAAGGGACUCCCAAGAUAGCAACGUGGAGAAGCCAUGUCACUUAAGAACUGCCCCAGAAGGGCAGGAAUCCAACAGCAUUUGAAGACCCUAAGUGGACUGCAGCCUCCCUCCUCAGGGUCUUGUCCUACCACCACUUAGGUGACUCUCAACUUGGAAUGACAGGUCUAGUUUGUUUUUCCAUAUCUCAGGGUACUAAGGGCAGCCCUGAGCUCCCAUCUUCGAAUGAAGACAGGAGCCAGGUCAAGAGGUAAGCGAAGGCCACACUCCUGCUCCCUCAGCCUAUCACCCAGGUGCUGUUUACACCACCUGGGUGUUUAAACAGCAAGAGUGGAUUGUUUGAUUCUCAUGUAUUAUUCUGGCUCUGAGGUCAGCCACGGGGUUCAGAAGUUUAAAAAAUAAAGUACUUAUACACCAUGA
This is a messenger RNA of Sciurus carolinensis (gray squirrel), 2741 nucleotides long. It is a transcript of the gene Daglb, whose product is annotated as diacylglycerol lipase beta. The coding region runs from base 95 to 2113 and encodes 672 amino acids. Gene Ontology annotation, biological process: lipid metabolic process. NCBI's taxonomy places the organism in Eukaryota, Metazoa, Chordata, Mammalia, Rodentia, Sciuridae. The record is from RefSeq and is a predicted model, not a curated record. The transcript is spliced from 15 exons.